GGCACCAGUGCGGGCUGCGAUAGGAGUUCUCAUCGUAGCCGUGUCCUUUAAUACGGCAACCGCGUCUAGCACUGCGUGCGGUUUCGAUUCAUGACAAGUUGGCCUCUACUUAGUCGCCGGGAUCAUGAGUCCUUUGUUCGGAAUCACGGCCACCUAGGCGAUCGGUUGCGGACUGGUUCACCGUACGAAACGGCGGUGUCCGAGAUCCGGAGAUGCGACUACCUGGCAUGGUCGUUAGCAUCAUCACGGCACCACUGGCAUUGGUGCUAUACUCGGCAUCGAGAAGCAGCUGCAUUGGAUAUGUCCCACUGCCGUUAUUGGCCGAGCAGCAGAGCUCAAGUAGACAGAAAGGGGAGGGAGGGGAAGACCCACCCCCACUCAGCCGAUCUUUCUUCGCUUUCUCUCCAUCCGCCAGGUGAGUCCGCAACAAGCUGGAAGACAGUAACUUUAGGGCGAAAUUAUUUCUCUUCAGUCCGUGUACUGUUCAUCCUGUACUUUUCUCUUCGGAAUCUCGACCAACGAGACCAAUCUCCUCUUCACCUAGUUGGUUUUCGAUAGGGGAUCAUGAAGCCAUCGCCUCAAGGCGACAACGUUCCGCCUACACGAUUUCCUGCCACAUUUCAUUAGAUAGCUUCUUAGCCAAGGU
Molecule: messenger RNA, 646 nt
Organism: Colletotrichum navitas
Lineage: Eukaryota; Fungi; Ascomycota; Sordariomycetes; Glomerellales; Glomerellaceae
Exons: 1
Coding region: 91-558 (155 amino acids)
Source: RefSeq, a predicted model, not a curated record